Molecule: messenger RNA, 840 nt
Organism: Suillus subaureus
Lineage: Eukaryota; Fungi; Basidiomycota; Agaricomycetes; Boletales; Suillaceae
Exons: 5
Coding region: 1-840 (279 amino acids)
Source: RefSeq, a predicted model, not a curated record
AUGACAGCUGCUGAGGAUGACUUUGGCGUCAGUCCGACUCUCGGGUCUAACGAUGCUCUCGACUUUUCACAUGAGGUACAAGAUUGUCUAUAUGCAUCUAGGACGCCGCACCUCAGACAACGUACGAAACAAAAUCUCAACAUGCUGUCAUCCCUUGAACCCCUGGAGGAGAGAUUCAGACAGGUAGAAGAAGAAAGCGAGAGGAGGGCCAUGCAAGAGCAAGAACUGUCAGCAAAUGAGCUAGUUGACCCCGAUUUUGUCAGCUCAAGCAGGCGGGGACACCAACGGAAGAAGAGUGCUGUGUCUGUUUCACGAUUCGGCCAGCCUUCAGACAGCAAUGGCGCAAGUAGUUCCACCUCACCCACACCUUCACUGCUUGCUGCUGUUGCCCACAAGUCGACAUUCUAUCAUUCAUUAGCAAACCCCAGAAGCAUGGAUUCCUUCAUUUCCGAAGGCUCAGAAGACGAAUCUCACCAUUUAGAAGACGACCAGCAGGUGACACAAGUCGAACAAAUACAUGGUCGUCAACCUUUUCAAAAGACAGUUGAUGCCAUACUACCCCGACGUAUGUCUCGGUCGCACUCAUCAAAUGUACUCUCGCCGAACACGCACCUGGUCAUUGACGUUUCUAUCGAAAAGGCAACAGUGGAUGCUGCAUAUGCGCGCUCUGAGGAUAUUCACACCACCACCAUUCACGCAACCAACGCAGGAGAGCUACGCCCUAGAACGUCCCGGAGUAUUAACGCACUUGGCGCCAAGCCACUGCCAACUGGGCUAAUAGAACGGGCGAAAUCUUUCGCUCGUAAAUUCGGACGGAAAAGAAAUCCCGAAUCUGGAUGA